Molecule: messenger RNA, 1566 nt
Organism: Macrosiphum euphorbiae (potato aphid)
Lineage: Eukaryota; Metazoa; Arthropoda; Insecta; Hemiptera; Aphididae
Source: the annotation of a GenBank genome assembly
AUGCAGUCGGUCAGUGAAUUUAGAUUGGCAGUAACUGAGGUACUCUUGUACUCCGCCAUUAUUUCUAUUGCGGUUUUUUGGUGCCGCUACAAAUGGAACAAUAGACAUAUCGAUAAAUUGGGCUCGAAAAUGAAAGGUCCCCCGGCGUACCCUAUAAUUGGCUCAGCACUAGAGCUUCUUGGCACUCCCGAACAGGUUAUAAAUGCAUUACUGGGAUUUUACAAAAAUUACGGAUCGGAGCCUUUUAAAGUAUGGUUAGGUCCUUUUUUCGGAGUGUACAUUAUUAAACCAGAAGAUGUACAAAUUGUGUUAAAUAAUUCAAAAGCUUUACAAAAGGACAGGUUUUAUGAAUUUAUCAAGAAUAUUUUUGGGGAAGGCUUACUAACUGCACCAGUUGAUAAAUGGCGGAAACACCGUCGGCUUAUUACUCCUUCAUUUAAUGCCAACCUACUAAGUCAGUUUUUUCCUGUAUUUAAUGAGAAAAACAAGAUUCUCAUUAGAAAUCUAAAAAAGGAAUUAGGUAAAACACAACCAUUUGACCUUUGGGACUACAUUGCACCUACUACUCUUAAUUUAAUAUGUCAAAAUGCAAUGGGUUACAAUCUUGACAGUCAUUCACAAUGUGGGUCUGAAUUCGAAAAAGCUAUGACCAAAGCAUCAGAAUUAGAUUCAAUAAGGAUUUACAAACCAUGGUUGUUUCCAAAUAUUUUUUUCUCUUUAUAUCUUAGACUUCAAGGACAAUCUAACGUUUUCAAAACUUUGAAAAAACUACCAUUAAAAAUGAUAAAUGAAAAAAAAAGAAGUUUUUGCACAAAAGAAACGAUUGUCAUGAAUAAUACCGAUGAAGAAAAAAAAAAUUUAAAAGUAUUCUUGGACACUUUAUUUGAAUUGAACGAAACUGGUGCGAACUUUUCUGAUAAUGAUAUUCUUGACGAGGUGGUUACAAUGACGAUAGGCGGUAGUGAAACCAGUGCUAUUACACUAUGUUUUUCUCUGUUAUUAUUAGCUAUUCAUUCUGAUAUCCAAAAUAAAGUUUACGACGAAAUUUACGACGUAUUAGGUGAAGGAGAUCAAACAAUUACUACUGAAGACACUACUAAACUUGUGUACUUAGAACAAGUCUUAAAAGAAACCCUUCGAUUAUUCCCAGUACUACCAAUAGUAAUUAGAGAACUCCAAGAUGAUGUUAAAAUUAUUUCUGGUAAUCACUUACUGCCAAAAGGUACUACAUGUUAUAUAGCCCCGUUAUUCACUCAUCGUGAUUGUGAUUCGUAUCCAAAUCCAUUAAAUUUUAAUCCAGAGAACUUCAGCCAAGAAAAUAUUUCCAAACGCCAUAAGUAUAGCUUUAUAGCUUUUAGUGGUGGUCCUAGAAGAUGCAUUGGAUCCAAAUAUGCUAUGCUGUCAAUGAAAGUAAUGAUGUCUACGUUCCUGAGAAAUUACAGCGUACACACAAACUGUAAAUUUAAUGACAUAAAGUUGAAAUUAGAUUUAUUAUUGAGAAGUGCUAAUGGUUAUCCUGUAUUUAUUCAAACGAGGGAUAGAAGACCAUCAUAUAAAUUAAAUUAA